AUGUCACUCCAGACAGACAAUUUUCUAGGAAAUUUCGGAUUUAAUUUUGACUUUGAUGCAUGUAUUAAUGUGCGCAGUAGUAAAGAAGGAAAUGAUAUUGACGAGCCAGUGUUGGCACAUCAGCUAGUUCUCUCAUCAGCUUCAGCUCGAUUUCGGAAUCUUCUCGCUGCCGAACAACAGCAAGAGUCCCCUAUGGCAAAGAUAGAUAUUGAUUUGCGUGAAAUUCCAAAUUCUAUCAAUGCUUUCAAAGCAAUGCUUAGUGGUUUAUAUACUGGAGAACUUAACUUUGCUCUAGCAGAUCAGUCCGAGAUUCUCGCAGUAGCGCGACAUUGUGAAGUGCCGACCAUUGAAAGCAAACUUUUGGCAGCUAACCAGGAACCUGCUCCGUUUGCAGCACUUCUGCCAAACAAGUUCCCCACCAUAACGCCCAAUCCACCACCUUGGCAAACGUACCUUCACACCCUUUUGGCCCUCUAUAUGCAACCUGGCCUUCUCGCGUCAACAUUCGGCGGAGCAAUGUUGCCGUGCCAAACGGCCUCCUUGCUACAACCGUCAACAACUCCUGUAGAUGAUAAUAGAGCAUCGGCCGACGAGUCAUCAUCACCACGAACCACGCCUACUGCUUACAACGAAAAGAUCGUGCCGAAUGACGACAAAGAAGGUUCGCUAUGUUCUUUUCUUGUCGUCAAGCUCUUAGGCUGGAUGGAUGUGUGUAUGCGUGUCGCACCGUAA
Strongylus vulgaris is the source of this 732-nucleotide messenger RNA. The record is from the annotation of a GenBank genome assembly. Lineage: Eukaryota; Metazoa; Nematoda; Chromadorea; Rhabditida; Strongylidae.